CAUUCCACGCUUAUCGCAAAAUAUUUUGCCUUGGCUUUUUCUCUUUUGUCUUUUACAUGUGUAUAUUACAUUGGCAUAUUUGCCUUGGCUAUCGGACACAUACUCACAUUUCUGUUAUCAUAUAAAACUUCAACUUUACCUUUAUAUCUUCCGAAAAAAAACUACUCUCUCUUCAUCAAAUUCUAUUGAUUCCUAAUUUUCCUCAUCCCCUCUAUGGCCGUUUCACCUAAUUCAAGCUCUUUAGAAUUAACAAUAUCGAUUCAAAGCUUUUCUCCAUCUCCUUCUCACCCUUUGUCUGGUGAUCACAUGGUGAGAGAUUUAGGCAUAAAUCAAACUCCAAAGAAGGAAGAAGAUCGUGGGUGGAUCAUGAUCGGUACAACACCGCAUAUCAACGAAGAAGAUGAAAACUUAGGCGGCCGGCCGCGCAAAAAGCUCCGUCUAAUCAAGGAGCAAUCACAUAUUCUUGAAGAGAGUUUUAUACAAAACAAUACCUUAACCCCGAAACAAAAACAAGAAUUGGCCAUUCUUUUGAAGCUUAGUCAAAGGCAAGUUGAGGUGUGGUUUCAAAACCGAAGAGCUCGGAGUAAGCUCAAGCAUAGGGAGAUGGAAUGUGAGUAUCUGAAGAGAUGGUUCGAGUCAUUGAAGGAGCAAAAUCGACGGCUACAAAUAGAAGUUGAAGAACUACGAGCUCUAAAGCCAGUAUUGGCCUCGGUUUUAUCCAUGUGUCCUCUAUGUGAACGUGUGACCAAUGCAGCAGAUAAUGACUUAAAAAAAAAGCAGAUAAUGACUAAUGCCGUCGAAGAGGCAACAGCUCGGAGAAGUCAGUCACGGAUGGCGUUUUCUUCUUCCUCUUCCCUGUGUUGACUGGCUCGGUCAAAAGUAAAAGUCAAAAGGAUUGAAACGUCGGUUUAGGGGUGAAAGUAAAGAUUUUAUGAUUGGGAGGAUUUUGUGCAUAUUUCUCUAAUUAUUUAUUAUGGAAGAAUAAUUUGUUUAAUCAUCGUUUUUUUAACUUUUAACA
Molecule: messenger RNA, 1018 nt
Organism: Brassica oleracea var. oleracea
Lineage: Eukaryota; Viridiplantae; Streptophyta; Magnoliopsida; Brassicales; Brassicaceae
Product: homeobox-leucine zipper protein ATHB-X-like
Exons: 4
Coding region: 214-864 (216 amino acids)
Biological process (GO): regulation of DNA-templated transcription
Molecular function (GO): sequence-specific DNA binding; DNA-binding transcription factor activity, RNA polymerase II-specific
Source: RefSeq, a predicted model, not a curated record